Molecule: messenger RNA, 363 nt
Organism: Staurois parvus
Lineage: Eukaryota; Metazoa; Chordata; Amphibia; Anura; Ranidae
Source: the annotation of a GenBank genome assembly
CAACGGAAAGAGCCGAAGAUAUCGACUCGCAGUGCCACCUGUAAGUGUCCAUUAGUGCCAGCUGUCAGUGCUCAUCCAUGCCACCUGCCAGUGCCCAUCAGUGCCACAUCAAUGCCACAUAGUGCCUACCAGUGCACAUCAAUGCCACAUAUCAGUGCCCAUCUGAGCUGCCUUUCAGUGUCACCCAUCAGUGCCAGUCAGUGCCACCUAUCAGUGCCAGUCAGUGCCGCCUAUCAGUGCCCUGCCACCUACCAGUGCCUCCUCAUCAGUGCCCAUCACUGCCACCUAUCAGUGCCCAUCACUGCAGCCUCAUUAGCACACAUCAGUGAAGGAGAAAAAUCACUUAUUUACAAAAUUUUAUAA